Molecule: messenger RNA, 4689 nt
Organism: Synchiropus splendidus (mandarinfish)
Lineage: Eukaryota; Metazoa; Chordata; Actinopteri; Syngnathiformes; Callionymidae
Gene: lcp1
Product: lymphocyte cytosolic protein 1 (L-plastin)
Exons: 17
Coding region: 158-2020 (620 amino acids)
Biological process (GO): actin filament bundle assembly; actin filament network formation
Cellular component (GO): actin filament bundle; cytoplasm; actin filament
Molecular function (GO): calcium ion binding; actin filament binding
Source: RefSeq, a predicted model, not a curated record
GGCAAAAAGUGUUCGUCAAAAAUUGCGUGACUUCCUUCCUCUAAGAUUUGACUAUACAUACUUCUCUGUGUUUCAACACUUGUGCCGCUUCGACGAAAACAACCAGACAACCCAGCUACACCACCUGCUGCAACUCAGAACAUUUACGGAUUCCAAUAUGGCCAUGGCUGCAGAGAUUACACCAGAAGAGCUGGAGGAACUUCGGGAAGCAUUUGCCAUGAUAGAUGUAGACAAAAAUGGCUACGUGAGUAAGGCUGAGAUCAAUGAGCUCUUCAGGGCUGCCAACUUGCCACUGCCUGGCUACAGGAUCCGAGACAUUGUCCAGGAGCUAACCCAAAACAGUGACAAUCUUACCUUUGAGGAGUUCUCCCAAAUUGUCCAUGGGCUCAAGAGCACAGAGGUAGCCAAGACCUUCAGGAAAGCAAUCAACAAGAAGGAGGGCAUCCGUAGUGUAGCUGGAACUUCAGAACAGUCUGGAACUCAGCACUCCUAUUCAGAGGAGGAGAAGGUGGCGUUUGUGAACUGGAUAAAUCAAGCGCUUGAGAAGGACCCGGAUUGUCAGCAUGUCCUCCCAGCUGAUCCCAGCAAUGAUGACCUGUUCAGAGCUGUGGGAGACGGAAUUGUUCUCUGCAAAAUGAUAAAUCUAUCUGUUCCGGAUACCAUUGACGAGCGUACCAUUAACAAAAAAAAGAUGACGCCCUUCACGAUUCAGGAGAACUUGAACUUGGCCCUCAACUCUGCAUCUGCCAUCGGUUGCCAUGUGGUCAAUAUUGGAGCUGAGGACUUAAAAGAGGGGCGGCAGCACCUUGUCCUUGGUCUGCUUUGGCAGGUCAUCAAAAUCGGACUUUUUGCAGAUAUUGAACUCAGCAGGAAUGAGGCCCUCAUCGCACUGCUACGGGACUCCGAAAGUCUGGAGGAUCUGAUGAAACUUUCUCCGGAGGAGCUGCUACUGCGCUGGGCUAACUUUCACCUGGAGGAGGCUGGGUGUUCCAAGAUCAACAACUUCAGUUCUGACAUCAAGGACUCAAGAGCAUAUUACAACCUGCUGAAUCAAGUGGCACCUACUGGAGAUGAGGAAGGUGUUCCUGCCAUUGCCAUUGACAUGUCAGGCAUCAAGGAAAAGGAGGACCUAAGAAGGGCAGAGUGCAUGUUGGAGCAGGCGGACAGGUUGGGCUGCAAACAGUUCGUCAUGGCCCCUGAUGUCGUCCGUGGAAACCCCAAACUCAAUUUGGCGUUUGUGGCCAAUCUCUUCAACAAAUACCCGGCACUGAAAAAACCUGAGAAUCAGGAAAUUGACUGGAGCAGCAUCGAAGGUGAAACCAGGGAGGAGCGAACCUUCAGGAAUUGGAUGAACUCAUUGGGGGUUAACCCUCAAGUCAACCACCUGUAUUCUGACAUUGAUGACGCCCUGGUUAUCUUCCAGCUGUAUGAAAAAAUCAAAGUUCCUGUGGACUGGCAGCGAGUCAAUAAGCCUCCAUUUGUUAAACUGGGCAGUAAAAUGAAAAAGUUAGAGAACUGUAACUACGCAGUAGACCUGGGGAGAAAGGAAGCCAAAUUUUCUCUGGUGGGCAUUGCUGGUCAAGACCUGAAUGCAGGGAAUCGAACCCUGACCCUUGCUCUACUUUGGCAGCUCAUGCGAAGGUACACAUUGAACAUACUAGAGGACCUCGGACAGGGUGAGAAAGUGAUUGAUGACACCAUUGUGUCCUGGGUCAAUGAUGCGCUCUCACAAGCUGGAAAAGCCACCAUCUCAGGUUUUAAGGAUGGAGCCAUCAGCACCAGCAUGCCGGUUCUGGACUUGAUUGACGUAAUUCGGCCUGGAUCCAUCCGUUAUGAUAUGCUAAAGACAGAGGAGCUCACAGAAGAAGAGAAAGUCAACAAUGCCAAAUACGCCAUCUCUAUGGCGAGGAAAAUUGGUGCACGAGUGUACGCUCUACCAGAGGACCUGGUAGAGGUCAAACCUAAGAUGGUAAUGACGGUGUUUGCCUGCCUGAUGGCCAGAAGCAUGAUGAAAGCCUGAUCCUGCAACAUACAGCUGAGAUUUUUUCCGCUUCACAAAGCCUUUUGGGUCUUGGAGGACAAAUUUGAUCGACAUCUCAUCGCUUUUUUUUGGAAUUUGUGGCUACUUCAUGUUUUCCUUGUAAUGAACCAGUUACAUUCACAAAUGAAUUUUUGUAACAGCAACAUGACUGUGAUGUAUUAGGCAGCAUUUGAAAUAAAAACACUCAACUUUGGAAUUAGAAAUUAGUUUUGUUUUUUCCAAUUCUGUAAGAUGUGGUAUAUGGCUAGUGCAUAGCAGUGUAGAAAAAAGAAGCUUGUUUCAAUGCAGGUCUGUACUCUGUAAAAGCCUAAAGCAUGUCAUUUUUUCAUGUAGCAUUUUACAGACUGGCCUGAUAUCAUAGUGCCAUGUCCAGCAGCUGUACUGUGCUUCAAUGAUUGUCUUUACUUUCAUAUAUUUCUGAACGGAGUAAUAGUCCUAUUUCAAUUAUACGCCACUAAACAUGAAGAGGCACUUGCUAUCCUGUAUCCCCCUGGAUAAGUGCCAUGUGUCUGGUCCAAAUGAAGCGACAGAUACUUUAUGCUGAAUUUAGGCCGGGAUUGGCUGGUUGUAAUAGAAUUGUUGGUAAGUAGUCAUUGUUGUAUGAGGGUUAGGGUUAGGGUUAUGACCAAAACAGAUACUAUAAUGCUUUCCCCAUCCUCUCCCCCUAAACCUAACUACCCAAAACAAAUGGCUUAACCUGAACUCUGGAUCAAACUUAAAACCAAUCAUAAUAACCUAGUUAUUUUUAAGUAUUUAUCUUCCAAUUGAGGCUUAACCUUGUGUUGUCCAGCCAAAUCUCCCCACAAAGGCAUAGGUUUCUCACAAGGACAGUGUUUUGGUUCCCAAAAAGUAGGAUAAAUAAGACCACACACACAAAAAAUGGGCACCAUCAAACCACACCACUACAUCAUUUGUAUUUAACAAAAUAUAGUCUUGAUACAACUCCAUGAAGAAUAAAGUAACAUACCGUAUUUUCCGGACUACAGAGCGCACCGGAAUAUUAGCCGCACCCACCAAAUCUAAGAAGGAAAAUGGAUUUUGUUCAUACAUAAGCCGCACCGCUCUAUAAGCCGCGGGUGCACCGUUGCUGUCUGCGCCACAGAAAAUGCAUGAGGAUCACUUCUAGCGAUCCUCUAGUACUAGUUUUGAAGACGGGGUCCAGUGUCGAGACUGACUCAUGAAACAAUCUUGCCAAUGUUCUGAACUCCAGUCAUGAACUCCUCACAUCUUAUUUACAUUUAAAGUGUUCAGAAAGCGCUGUUUUCACCCUCCAGUAGAUCGUCUCUGUCAGCAGAGCUGCGGACACAAACAGCGCAAUUUGAGCGCUUUAAAGGUAAAUAAAACGCCCGUGAUGUCAUCGGUUUGAUGUGACGAAGCUCAAUAUUUUUGCCAGCAAAGAGCAUGCUCAUUAGACUCUAAAAACUCGGGAUGCUCCGAGAGACAGGGAGAGCACUCAGCUGAAGUAGCUGUCUUCAAUCUCUUUCAUGAAAGUUCUCACUCUGGACGGUUGCAAACGUUUCAGAUUGACCGCGAACGCUGCAUCUGACACACACAAGACUGCAGCGGAUUCGGUCCCGGUUGAUUCCGUCUUAAAACGACACCUGAGAAAGGCUGCUCAUCUGGCGCGGUGAAAUUAAUGAUUAUUUCUCGGGCAAUAUGCUUCGCGUUCUGAACGUCACGCUCAGACCGGCGAGUGUCGCGAGUGACCGCUGGUUCCUGUAGUUUCACUUUCAUGAGCACCAGAAAACUCUCUGUGCUCCGUCAAGUGCUGGUGUUUUAAAUAUCGUAUUGAAUUCGUGGCGUUGACGCCCUUUAACGUGCAUGUGCUGCAGGAUGCAAACUUGACAUGACAGACUGAAAAAAGCUUCCGCAUUAGACACGCCGUUGCCAAGCGAGUGGCGAGUCGGGAGGGAGGAGCAGACGCAUCACAAACCGCGGGCGGUGCCUCAUCAGAACGGCUGCUGUCACAUGUGAUCGGAUUUUGUGACCAGCAAUGACAGGCAGUGGUCGGCAUUCACAGAUCACAACGAGUUCAGCCUUUCAUAAUCGGUGGCCGAUUGAUUGGAAUAUCCCUGUAAAAAUCAAUAUAUUAGCCGCAUCGUUUUAUAAGCCGCAGGGUUCAGAUCGCGAGAAAAAAGUAGCGGCUUAUAGUCCGGAAAUUACGGUAAUAUUCCAGCAAUAAACUAUUUUUCAACCUGUUUAGAACUGUCACAAACAUAAAUAAGAGGCGCAAAGUGCCACAUAAAACUUGAUUUUUCUAGCCAUCUUUGAAGUAAAAUCAGUCACAUCAUCGAAUAUUUUUGAUGCUGCAUGAUUGAUACAGAUGAUGGCAAGUGCAAGUGCCAAUAAACGCUCCUUUCACGCGGUGGACCUCAAAGCAACAAUGGGUAACAUUAGGACAGAAAUUAUUUUCAUAUUUCCUGAGAUGACAAGUUUCAGUAUGAACAGUCAAAAAUCCCGGAGUCAGCUCUCUGUUAAAUGCUCCCUUGGACUCUGUUACUUUGUCUGGGCGAGCCACCCAGAGGUGUGUUCUGUGAGUGGUGUCACAGCCCCAACUCCACCCUCCUGCAACACUUUACGGCAGACAGGCAGAGCGACUUCGGCAGCGAGCUGAGUUCCUUUGCGACAUCAUGGCAGAAGAAUGUAAU